AUGGACAUAGGAGAGGAAAGAUCUCUUGAACAUACGCCAACAUGGGCUAUCUCAAUAUUUUGCUGCUUCUUCCUUAUCAUAUCAAUAAUCAUUGAUGGCGGUCUCCACAAAUUGACUGAGCUUCUCAGGAAAAGAAAAAGAAAAUCUCUGGGGAAGGCUUUGACUAAAACCAAAACAGAGAUGAUGAAAUUCGGUUUCAUGUCAUUUCUUCUCACAAUAUUGAAAGUGCCCAUAUCCAAAAUCUGCAUCAACAAGGCAGUGGCAAAUUCAUUCCUCCCAUGUAAAGAUUCUGUGAACUCAACAGGAUUAACGUCGCCCUCAGCAACUCCAAAUCAGGUCAAUUACUGUGAAGCAAGGGGCAUGGUUAGUUUAGUUUCAAGUGAUGGGAUUCUGCAGCUAAAUAUAUUCAUAUCCUUUUUGGCAGUGUUUCAUAUCCUGUUCUGCACAUUGACGAUGUGCCUUGGGAAGGCAAAGAUGAGAAGAUGGGAAAAAUGGGAGGACGAGACUCGAACACUUGAAUAUCGGAUGACUAACGAUUCAAGAAGGUUCCAGUACAUAGGUCAAACAUUGGUUGGCAAGCGUCAUUUGAAAUUCUGGAGUAAUUAUUGUCCCUUGCUUUGGAUGGUUUGUUUUAUUCGGCAGUUCUAUGGCUCAGUCACAAAAGAUGAUUACUUUACACUACGAAAUGGGUUCAUUGCAGCUAAUAUUUCUGUAGGCAGCAAUUUCAACUUCAAGAAAUUUCUUUCCCGCUCUUAUGAUGAAGAUUUUGAGAAGGUUGUUGGAAUCAGGCUUUGGAUCUGGAUUUUCUCCGUACUUUUCAUAUUUCUGACUGCACAUGUGUUCUAUAAUUACUACUGGCUUCCAUUUAUUCCACUUGUGGUUGCUUUGCUUGCUGGGACAAAACUGCAAGUCGUGAUAACUAAGAUGUGUGUAGAUAGUUGCAAGGAAAACCCAGUGAUCAAAGGAACUCUGCUUGUGAGACCCAAUGAUGAUUAUUUCUGGUUUCACCGACCUGAAUGGCUUCUCCAUUUACUCAAGUUCAUCCUUAUUCAGAACUCCUUUCAACUUGCAUUCUUCACCUGGACUUGGUAUGAAUUUGGUCCAAGGUCUUGCUUCAAUCGAGAAAAAGAGGACAUCGCCAUAAGGAUUGCCAUGGGUGUAGCUGUGCAGCUCCUCUGUGGAUAUGUCACUCUCCCUCUUUAUGCACUAGUUACUCAAAUGGGCUCUGGUAUGAAGAAAUCAAUUUUAACAGAAGGUGUUUCUCAAGGCCUUAAAAAUUGGCACAAAAGGACUAAGCAAUAUCUGUCUAAAAACAAUUCAACAUCAAGUAGACACUCAGAUUCUUUACGUUCCAAAGUAAGUGAAAAUUCAAAGAGAGGGUUAAGGGAGAGAAUGCAUAUCCCAGAUAAUAUGGUCAUCAUGAGCCAUCCUUCUCCUACCACCUUUGGAAGUGGAAAGGUGGAAAAGAGGAUUACACCUACUUAUGAGGAAGAGAUAUCAAGUCAUUCCACGUUAGAAAUCACAACUACUGAGGAAGAGAACCGCAAGAUCAUCACCAGAGGAACCUAUGACGGUGAGAUCUCAUUUGGAAGUAGUUGGAAGAAUGUGGGUAGUAGCAGGGGCAUUGGAGAAGUAAGUUCAAUAACUGAAGAUGAUGCUGAAAAAUUACCUUAG
Molecule: messenger RNA, 1674 nt
Organism: Abrus precatorius (Indian licorice)
Lineage: Eukaryota; Viridiplantae; Streptophyta; Magnoliopsida; Fabales; Fabaceae
Product: MLO-like protein 12
Exons: 15
Coding region: 1-1674 (557 amino acids)
Biological process (GO): defense response
Cellular component (GO): membrane
Source: RefSeq, a predicted model, not a curated record